Plectropomus leopardus (leopard coralgrouper) is the source of this 1038-nucleotide messenger RNA. The record is from RefSeq and is a predicted model, not a curated record. Lineage: Eukaryota; Metazoa; Chordata; Actinopteri; Perciformes; Serranidae.
AUGAGGCAUCAAAUCAAAUCUGCCGCCGUCGUCCGCAGGCAGCUCCACCUGAACCAGCUGAUCCGGACCAGCGGCGUGGUGAGCAGCUGCACCGGCGUCCUCCCUCAGCUCGGCAUGGUCAAGUACAACUGUAACAAGUGUAACUUCGUGCUGGGGCCCUUCUUCCAGUCCCAGAACCAGGAGGUGAAGCCGGGCUCCUGUCCCGAGUGUCAGUCCCUGGGCCCCUUCGAGAUCAACAUGGAGGAGACCGUUUACCAGAACUACCAGAGAAUCACCAUCCAGGAGAGCCCCGGGAAAGUGGCCGCUGGCCGUCUCCCGCGCUCUAAAGACGCCAUCCUGCUGGCUGACCUGGUGGACAACUGCAAGCCCGGAGACGAGAUCGAACUGACGGGCAUCUACCACAACAACUACGACGGCUCUCUGAACAUGGCGAACGGCUUCCCCGUGUUUGCCACCGUGAUCUUAGCCAACCACAUCACCCGCAGGGACGAGGGCGUCGCCGUGGCCGAGCUGACCGACGAAGACGUCAAGGCCAUCGUCGCUCUGUCCAAGGACGAACGCAUCGGGGAGAGGAUCUUCGCCAGCAUGGCGCCGUCCAUUUACGGUCACGAGGACAUCAAGCGCGGCCUGGCCCUGUCGCUGUUCGGAGGAGAGCCCAAAAACCCAGGUGGGAAACACAAAGUGCGCGGAGACAUCAACGUGCUGCUGUGCGGAGACCCGGGAACCGCCAAGUCCCAGUUCCUCAAAUACGUGGAGAAAGUGGCGAGUCGUGCGGUCUUCACCACGGGUCAGGGCGCCUCAGCUGUCGGUCUGACCGCGUACGUCCAGAGACACCCGGUCAGCCGAGAGUGGACGCUGGAGGCCGGAGCGCUGGUGCUGGCCGACCGCGGAGUCUGUCUGAUCGACGAGUUCGACAAAAUGAACGACGCGGACCGGACGAGCAUCCACGAGGCGAUGGAGCAGCAGAGCAUCUCCAUCUCCAAAGCCGGCAUCGUCACCUCGCUGCAGGCCCGGUGCACCGUCAUCGCCGCCUCCAAC